GUUAGUUCCCACGGUGCAGGCCACCUCUCUCCAAAUCAAAAAAUGGAUUCACGAUUCCAGCCUGAGGGAUUGACCUUCGACAUCAAGGACAACAACAACUUCAGCCCUAAUUUCGACAACAAUGGACCAAGCUACUCCCGCCCGCAUUCCGACCCGCGACCUGGUCUGUACCCCAUGCAGACUGGCCUCCCCUCCUCAGUCCGACCAGUCUCUCCUCCCCAACCAGUCCAGUAUGCACCCCAGACAUACCAGCCAGACAACAGGUACCCAAAUCAGAGCCCUCCACUUGAUAGCCGCAACCUGCCUAUGAACGUUCAGCAGCCCACGGACAUGCAACAGGGGAACCAGUACCCUCUUCAGUCUCAACAGACCACCCGGUCCAACACUUGGGUCCAGACGCCUGCAGGUCCUUACCCCACUGGCGAUGCUUACUUACCAGGAUCCGUAGAUGCCAACGGUUAUCCUAUUGACUCCAAAGGCAAAGAGGCAGAGAACCCAUUCAACGACCCUCCACCACGACCUCCUCCCAUGCCGACACCUCCGGCCUCUUUCGACCUUGAGAAGCAGAAGCACGAUGACGACCACGGCCAUGGAAACGGUUGGGACCACAACUCGAAGCUGCCACAUAGGAAGGAUCCAAAUCAGCCGUACAUGACAUUUGGCGAACGACUUCGCCAUUUCACAUGGGCCUGGUACACCCUGACCAUGGCCACGGGCGGUAUCUCAACACUGAUUGCUGUCCAGCCCCAUGCUUUCCCUGGCUUGAUCACCAUUGGCGCCGUCUUCUACAUCAUUAACCUGAUCUUCUUUACCGGCAUCACGGGAACCAUGGUUUUGCGAUUCACCAAAUUUCCUGGUGCUUUCAAGGGCUCUAUCACGCACGAGCGUGAGGCUUUGUUCUUGGGUCCUUUCUUCCUCUCAGUCGCCACCAUCAUCACUGGAACACAGAAGUACAUCAUCCAGGCUUAUGAGGUCGACCACCCCAAUCGCGCCUGGGCUAUCACCAGCAUGUCAGUCGCAUUCUGGCUUUACACCUUCUUCGCUUUCUGCCUGGCUGUCUUCCAAUACUCCUUCCUGUUCUGCGCGCACACCUACAAGUUGACCAGCUUCAUGCCCUCGUGGCUGCUACCUAUCUUCCCCAUCAUGCUGUCGGGAACCAUCGCUUCCGUCAUCGCUGCUGAUCAGCCUCUUUCAGCCAGGUAUCCCAUUAUUGUGGCUGGUCUUGGAUGUCAAGGUCUCGGGUUUACGGUUGCCAUUCUCAUGUACGCCCAUUACAUUGGUCGCCUUAUGCAGGUUGGCUACCCGGACCGCGAGCACCGUGGAGCCAUGUUCAUUGGAGUUGGCCCACCCUCUUUCACCUGCUUGGCGUUCAUUGGUAUGGCGAACGCUCUCCCUGAGGACUUCGAUCUGCAGGGCGACGGCCUCCUGGAUGGCAAACUCAUUCGCACUCUGGCUUUAGUUGCUGCUUUGUUUCUCUGGGUACUGGCUAUGUGGUUUUUCAUGAUUGCUCUCGUUGCUGUUAUCAACUCAUGGGCUGUCUACUUCCACUUGGGUUGGUGGGCCAUGGUUUUCCCCAACACCGGAUUUGCCAUCGCCACCAUCUCCAUCGGUAAUGCCCUGAAGGAUGAAACGAUUCUUUUUGUUGGUAAUGGCCUCUCUAUUGCCAUCAUUGCGAUGUGGUUCUUCGUGCUGUUCAAUCACGUACGAUCCGUAAUCGUCGGUGAUAUCCUCUAUCCCAUGAGGGACGAGGACGUCGCAGAUCACUAGAUCAAAUCAAGAGCACAUCACCAGAACUGCAAACACGUCACCAAAUUGCGCAAAUCCGGUGUUUCGCAGAGUGCACGACUACGUGUGUUGUGCUGACACCCAUCACAAGGUUUCCUAUUUUCCUUUCAUUCGCUCUUUCAGCCAGCAAACAAGCGUCACGCUGCAAUAGCAACAGACACUCCUUUAUACCCCAUGCUCCUGUUAUUACCCGCAUCUCAUUUUCUCACAAGUCGUCUGCAGGC
This is a messenger RNA of Macroventuria anomochaeta, 2009 nucleotides long. RefSeq lists its product as uncharacterized. Gene Ontology annotation, biological process: malate transmembrane transport. The record is from RefSeq and is a predicted model, not a curated record. Gene Ontology annotation, molecular function: malate transmembrane transporter activity. The transcript is spliced from 2 exons. NCBI's taxonomy places the organism in Eukaryota, Fungi, Ascomycota, Dothideomycetes, Pleosporales, Didymellaceae. Bases 43 to 1767 code for a protein of 574 amino acids. Gene Ontology annotation, cellular component: membrane.